CAAUUACAUUCUAAAUCUUAUUCUUUAAAUCCCUAUUACAUAUAAUCUGAAUACUGCAUACAACUUCACUAUAUAAAAAAAUUUGUGUGUUAAAAAAAAAGACAAACAAAAAUUUUCAGAACGCGAUUCCAUCCAAAAAGAAAAAUACGUUGAAAUCAAUUAAACACUAUAAAGAUCAUUUAUUAUCUAUUAUCAUUCAAUCAAAUACUCAAACAUGUCACUUAAACUUCCUCAAGUGCCUAACUCAGGGUUGUUUAAACAAGGCUAUCAGUCUAUGUCCAAUGCUGAUGGUGCCAUUGUCAGAAACAUUGAAGCUGUUCGUGAGAUUUCUACUAUUCUUUUGUCUUCUAUGGGACCAAGUGGAAGAAAUAAAAUUAUUGUUAAUAAAUUAGGUAAAAUCUUUAUCACCAAUGAUGCUGCUACUAUGCUUAAUGAAUUAGAAAUUGUCCAUCCUGUGGUCAAGAUUCUUAUCAUGGCUUCUAAACAACAAGAGUUUGAAAUGGGAGAUAACACUAAUUUAGUAAUCAUAUUAGCUGGGGAAUUCUUAAAUAUAGCAGAAAAAUUAUUAAAUUUAGGGUUAAAUGUUACUGAAAUCAUUCAAGGUUUUACUUUAGCUAAUAAGUUUGUUUUAGAAACUUUAGAUAAAUUAGUGGUUGAAAAAGUUGAAUCAUUACUUAAUGUUGACGAUUUACAAAAAGCCAUUAAACCUGUUAUUGCUGCUAAACAAUAUGGUAAUGAAAAUUUAAUCUCCAAAUUUGUGGGUGAUGCUGUUCAAUUAAUCUUAAACCCUAAGAAUCCAAGAUCUUUCAAUAUCGAUAACAUAAGAGUAGUUAAAAUCAUGGGUUCUUCUUUAAGUGAAAGUCAAAUUAUAAAAGGUAUGGUUUUCCCAAGAGAACCAGAAGGUAGUAUUAAAAACAUUAAAUCAAAAUCAAAAGUGGUUGUUUUCACUUGUCCAAUAGAUAUAUCAACUACUGAAACUAAAGGUACGGUUUUAUUACAUAAUGCCCAAGAAAUGUUAGAUUUCUCAAAAGGUGAAGAACAACAAUUAGAUCAAAUGUGUAAAGAAAUAUCUGAUUCUGGUAUUAAAGUUGUUGUUGCUGGUUCAAGUGUUGGUGAUUUAGCCUUACACUUUUUUAAUAAAUAUAAUAUCUUAUUAUUAAAAGUUCCAUCUAAAUUUGAUUUAAGAAGAGUUUGUCAAGUUUGUGGUGCUACUCCACUUCCUCGUUUAGGAGCUCCAAUGCCAGAUGAAAUGGGUGAUAUUGAUAUCAUUGAAACUAAAGAAAUCGGUGGUGAUAGAGUUACUAUUUUUAGACAAGAUGAAUCAACUUCAAGAACCGCCACCAUUAUUAUUAGAGGUGCUACUCAAAAUUCUUUAGAUGAUGUUGAAAGAGCUAUAGAUGAUGGUGUUAAUGCUAUCAAAGGUUUAUUAAAAGAUAAUAGAUUAUUACCAGGUGCAGGUGCUGUUGAAAUAGAAUUAAUCAAAUUAAUUACCAAAUAUGGUGAAAAUACCCCCGGUUUAUUACAAUUAGCCAUUAAAAACUUUGCUAAAGCUUUUGAAGUUAUUCCAAGAGUCUUAGCUGAAACUUCUGGUUUUGAUUCUUCAGAAUUAUUAAGUAAAUUAUAUGCUGCUCAUUCAAAUGAUGAUGGAUUAAAAUUUGGUAUUGAUAUCGAUAACGAUGAUGUCAUUGAUGUUUCAACCAAUGGUAUCUAUGAUAUUUUAUCAUGUAAGAAAUCAGCUAUAGACUUAGCUGUUGAAGCUACAAAUACCAUCUUGUCAAUAGAUCAAAUAAUUAUGGCUAAGAGAGCUGGAGGUCCUCAAAUUCCAAAGCAAGGUAGACCAGGGAAUUGGGAUCUGGAAGAUUAAGUACCUAUAUAUAGUUUAUAAUAGACGUAACCUUAUUUUUUUUGUAUAUUAAACUGUCUUACCUACUUUUAUAAAAUUCUCUAUUUCUUGAAAAUCUUUAUCCCCAUUUUCAUCUUCUACUCCUCCACUAACAUCAUAACCUAUAAUAUUUUUAAUUGAUGUAGUAUCUUUGAGAUUGGUUGGAUUCAAACCACCUGCCAAUAUGAAAUUGCUAAAUCCCAAAUGUUCAUUUAUAAAUACCCAAUCGAUAACUUUUCCUUCACCUCCAGCAUCAGAAUCUAAUAAAGGUAAACCAACUGUCUUUAACUCGAUAAAUUUUUGAAAUUCGAUUGGCAUUAAUUCAGUUUGUUCUGGGAUUACAUAUCGAGGGAUGACUCCAAAUUGAUGUGGAAUAGAUUUACUAUACUCUAUUUUGUUUUCACUGCCAUGGAGUUGUAUGAAGUCCAAUUGUAACUUAUGAGCU
Messenger RNA from Scheffersomyces coipomensis, 2327 nucleotides. It is a transcript of the gene CCT8, whose product is annotated as chaperonin-containing T-complex subunit. Gene Ontology annotation, biological process: protein folding. Gene Ontology annotation, cellular component: chaperonin-containing T-complex. Bases 215 to 1864 code for a protein of 549 amino acids. Lineage: Eukaryota; Fungi; Ascomycota; Pichiomycetes; Serinales; Debaryomycetaceae. Gene Ontology annotation, molecular function: ATP binding; ATP-dependent protein folding chaperone; ATP hydrolysis activity. The transcript has a single exon. The record is from RefSeq and is a predicted model, not a curated record.